This is a messenger RNA of Tremella mesenterica DSM 1558, 597 nucleotides long. RefSeq lists its product as uncharacterized. The record is from RefSeq and is a predicted model, not a curated record. Lineage: Eukaryota; Fungi; Basidiomycota; Tremellomycetes; Tremellales; Tremellaceae. The transcript has a single exon. The coding region runs from base 1 to 597 and encodes 198 amino acids.
AUGUCUACAUUUUAUACUGAAGAAGCUCAGGGGGAUCCCACCAUUCCGACUAACAACAAUGCCAAUACAGUGAGAAUCCCAUCACCGACUUCACAAGACCCACACAGUGAAGAAGAACAAAGAGAACAGGGAAGAAGAAGUUCUUCCGAACCAAGUUUGACGGAAACUCUGGUCAAUCCUCCCUCCCAUACCCCAAACUCUCGUCGAUAUGGCUUAACUAUGACUGUCGGACGUCUACAUAUCUCUGUGGGUUUGGAGAUAACCCCUGAUUCGGAGGGAAAUACUUCCAGAUUGAGAUAUACAUUUAUACGUGAAAUCAGAUUUGGCCCUUGCGGUUUUAGGAUAAGUGGUUUAGAUAGUCAUGGUACAAAUGGAGAAAGUAAUGGUCACCAAAUGUCUUCCAUGAUGGGACAAGGACAAAGUGGGGUGCAACCGGGGGAAGGGGAAGUAAUGGAAGAUGAUCAAGGUGUUCGGAGGAAUGAUGCCACCACAAGGAGAGGAAGAGAGAGGGCAAGUAGGGAGAGGAGUACCUUGAAUGUAGCAGGACCCACACCUACAUUUUGGGCUAUGGCAGGGACAGCUGUAAUGAUAAUUUAG